AUGCGACGUCGUCGGCGAUACGCCUCUGCUCGUGGUUCAGCGCCAGAGAAAGAGCACAUGGUCUCCAUUCCUCAAUGGGAGUAUCCGGUUUAUGCUUCGGAACGCGUGAAGGAUCGUAAAUCGGUCUUCCUCGCACAUGCGUCGACCUUGCCGUCAGCUUCGGCACUGCCUCCCUUCAUUGAACAACUCUCUGCUCUCCCCGCCUUGAAGCGCGCCACGCACUACUACUUGGGCAACAGGAUGGAGGUGAAAAAGGAAGCGGAGAACGCCUUUCGCGCUUGCUGGAGGUUCUGCAAUGCGAAAACGUCGUCGUUGUAG
Molecule: messenger RNA, 318 nt
Organism: Cyclocybe aegerita
Lineage: Eukaryota; Fungi; Basidiomycota; Agaricomycetes; Agaricales; Hemipholiotaceae
Source: the annotation of a GenBank genome assembly